AUGGUUCCCAACUCCCCUUCUACCUCUGCAGGAAGUGAGUUGCCUGUGUGUGCGAGCUGCGGCCAGAGGAUUUAUGACGGCCAGUACCUCCAGGCCCUGAAUGCUGACUGGCAUGCAGACUGCUUCAGGUGCUGUGAAUGCAGUGCCUCCCUUUCACACCAGUACUACGAGAAGGAUGGGCAGCUGUUCUGCAAGAAGGACUACUGGGCCCGCUAUGGCGAGUCUUGCCAUGGGUGCUCGGAGCACAUCACCAAGGGUCUGGUCAUGGUGGCCGGGGAGCUGAAGUACCACCCCGAGUGCUUCAUCUGCCUCACGUGUGGGACCUUCAUUGGUGACGGGGACACCUACACACUGGUGGAGCACUCCAAGCUGUACUGUGGACACUGCUACUGCCAGACCGUGGUGACCCCCGUCAUCAAGCAGAUCCUGCCUGACUCCCCUGGCUCUCACCUGCCCCACACAGUCACCUUCGUGUCCAUCCCAGCCUCAGCUCAUGGCAAACGUGGCCUCUCGGUCUCCAUCGACCCCCCUCACGGCCCGCCAGGCUGUGGCACAGAGCACUCCCACACCGUCCGCGUCCAGGGAGUGGACCCGGGCUGCAUGAGCCCAGAUGUGAAGAAUUCCAUCCACGUUGGAGACCGGAUCCUAGAAAUCAAUGGCACGCCCAUCCGGAAUGUGCCCCUGGAUGAGAUUGAUCUGCUCAUCCAGGAAACCAGCCGCCUCCUCCAGCUGACCCUUGAGCACGACCCCCACGACACCCUGGGCCAUGGGCUGGGGCUUGAGCCCAGCCCUCUGGGCUCCCCAGUGCACACUCCCAGUGGGGAGGUGGGCAGCUCUGCCCGGCAGAAGCCUGUCUUGAGGAGCUGCAGCAUCGACAGGUCUCCAGGUGCCGGCUCACUGGCCUCUCCAGCCUCCCAGCGCAAGGACCUAGGUCGCUCUGAAUCCCUCCGUGUGGUCUCCCGGCCACACCGCAUCUUCCGGCCGUCAGACCUCAUCCAUGGGGAGGUGUUGGGCAAGGGCUGCUUCGGCCAGGCCAUCAAGGUGACGCACCGUGAGACGGGCGAGGUGAUGGUCAUGAAGGAGUUGAUCCGAUUUGACGAGGAGACCCAGAGGACGUUCCUCAAGGAGGUGAAGGUCAUGCGUUGCCUGGAGCACCCCAAUGUGCUCAAGUUCAUCGGGGUGCUGUACAAGGACAAGAGGCUCAACUUCAUCACCGAGUACAUCAAGGGGGGCACCCUCUGGGGCAUCAUCAAGAGCAUGGACAGCCAGUACCCGUGGAGCCAGAGGGUGAGCUUUGCCAAGGACAUCGCCUCAGGGAUGGCCUACCUCCACUCUAUGAACAUCAUCCACAGGGACCUCAACUCCCACAACUGCCUGGUGCGUGAGAACAAGAACGUGGUGGUGGCCGACUUCGGGCUGGCACGGCUCAUGGUUGAUGAGAAGACUCAGCCCGAGGACCUGCGAAGCCUCAAGAAGCCAGAUCGCAAGAAGCGGUACACUGUGGUAGGCAACCCCUACUGGAUGGCCCCCGAGAUGAUCCACGGACGCAGCUAUGAUGAGAAGGUGGAUGUGUUUUCCUUUGGCAUCGUCCUGUGCGAGAUCAUUGGGCGGGUGAAUGCAGACCCCGACUACCUGCCCCGCACCAUGGACUUUGGCCUCAAUGUUAGAGGCUUCCUGGACCGCUACUGCCCCCCAAACUGCCCCCCGAGCUUCUUCCCCAUUACUGUGCGCUGCUGCGAUCUGGACCCUGAGAAGAGGCCUUCAUUCGUGAAGCUGGAACACUGGCUGGAGACCCUCCGCAUGCACUUAGCUGGUCACCUGCCACUGGGCCCACAGCUGGAGCAGCUGGACAAGGGCUUCUGGGAGACCUACCGGCGUGGCGACAGUGGACUGCCUGCCCACCCAGAGGUCCCCGACUGAGCCUGGCCCACCCAGCUGCCCUGUCCCCACCUCUGGAGAAUCCACCCUCACCAGAUUCCUCUGCAGGAGGUGUCCAGGGGUGGGGCCUUGGCCAGAGCAGGCCCUGACUUGCCUUCUCCCACCCUGCAGCUGGCGCCCCCACCCUCCCUGUGCCCCAGCCCCAGUGCUGGCCCAGCUGCACGCAC
Messenger RNA from Cynocephalus volans (Philippine flying lemur), 2105 nucleotides. RefSeq names its product LIM domain kinase 1 (gene LIMK1). NCBI's taxonomy places the organism in Eukaryota, Metazoa, Chordata, Mammalia, Dermoptera, Cynocephalidae. The transcript has 15 exons. The coding region runs from base 1 to 1920 and encodes 639 amino acids. The record is from RefSeq and is a predicted model, not a curated record. Gene Ontology annotation, molecular function: ATP binding; protein binding; protein serine/threonine kinase activity. Gene Ontology annotation, cellular component: cytoplasm; nucleus; neuron projection. Gene Ontology annotation, biological process: positive regulation of stress fiber assembly; actin cytoskeleton organization; protein phosphorylation.